AUGUCCAGCAACGCCAGGGCUUUCAGUGAGACUCCGGAGGUCAACGCAGUGGUCAUUUUGCAGGGCAUUCUGCGGGAGUUCUUCGACCUGGACCUGGCCAGCGCCUUCGGCCACGCCUUUUGGGAGAUCCUCCAGGGCAGCGGUCAGCGCGCGGCCUGGAACGAGGUGGAGGCCGUGCUCAACGGCAAGUACGAGGAGUUGAUGGACGCCUGUCUCCUGGACAAGGCCAUGUGGGAAGCCACCGAGACCUGCGCUUUGGACCAGGAGUCCUUGCGGAACAAGGUCUACAAGGCGCUGAAGAGCGGGCACCAGGCCGCCUACGACGCAGCCAUGAGUUCUCCGAUGGACGACGUGGGCCGGGUGGAGCUUUUUCUGAGGACCUGGAUCGAGACGAUGGUCGGCAAGGCCUGGCAAGCGGUGGAGCAGGGCAACCUCCUGAACGAGGACAGCCUGGUCAUGCUCUUUCAAGAGCUCCUGGCGCCUUUCGGUGAGGAGCACCCGUUCUCCUGCGUGCCUGCGGUGCUGACGCAGAGCAUCGGCCGGCCCCCAAGGGACUGGGAGUUCCUCCCGGAGGCGGUGAGGCAGUUCUUCCAGAACUGGAACAGCGGCGGGAAUGCCGGAGGGAAUACCGGCGGCUACGGCGGGAAUGCUUCGCAUGCCGGCGCGUACGGAGGCCGCAAGCGCUAUGCGCAGCCCAACGGCAACGGAGCGGUCGCCAUGGCUCUUCCACUGGUCGUGGAUGCCUUCUGCACGCUGGAAGCCAACAGCAAGGUGAAGGCGCCCAUGCGGCACGUCCUCAUCCGCGACCUGGGGAAGGUGGCCGUGGCUUUGAAGCAGCCGCCGCUGGAGGAGCCUUCGGCGCUGCUGGUGCUGGUGGACGGCGAUCCCUCGGCCAGCGACUUUUGCGCCAGGCAGAUGCACACGCGGCUGCUGAAGCGCCUGGCGGCCAGGGCCAAGCCGAGCGCCGCGCUGGGCGGGGCCAUUCUCGACCUGGAUGCGGAGCUUCGGAGCCAGCGCCCGGGCAUGCCCGGAACCAGCUGUUGUGCGGCCCUCUUUGUGGGGCGCCAGCUCCACGUGGUGGUGGCCGGCAACUGUGCAGGCAUGCUCUGGGGUGAGGGUCUGGCAGCGGCCGCCACUGCCACCUCCAGCGCCAGCGAGAUCGGUAAGGAUGGGGUGAUGCGGCGCAGCGGCAAGGAGACGCCGCAGCAGAAGCGCGCCAAGGCCCUGCUGAAGCUCCGGGCGGCUCGGCCCACGGAGCAGAUCGGCGGUUCGGUGGCGCUGCCGGGCGGCCGGCGCCCGGGGGCGCAGGCGGUGCAGAGCGCCGGCGCCGGCGCCGUGAAGGCGCAGAACGCCCGCAGCGCCGGGGCGGGCGGCGAGGCGGCGCUGCGGGCGGAGGACCUUCUCCUGGAGGCGCGGCAGGGUCAUCGUUUCUCCGACCGCAUCAGCUGGGGUUGCGAGCACUCGCUGCUGGUGCUGAGCUCUGCGGGGCUGUUCGCCAGCUUCAGCCCGCAGGACUCGGAGCUCUCAGCUUAG
Effrenium voratum is the source of this 1533-nucleotide messenger RNA. The record is from the annotation of a GenBank genome assembly. NCBI's taxonomy places the organism in Eukaryota, Dinophyceae, Suessiales, Symbiodiniaceae.